Messenger RNA from Gigantopelta aegis, 4704 nucleotides. RefSeq names its product FK506-binding protein 5-like. Lineage: Eukaryota; Metazoa; Mollusca; Gastropoda; Neomphalida; Peltospiridae. The record is from RefSeq and is a predicted model, not a curated record. Bases 23 to 2659 code for a protein of 878 amino acids. The transcript has 9 exons.
UAACGCGUUGCAAAAUACUACUAUGGGCAGCAUUCGCAUUUUGAUAUUUUGUUUACCACUCUUGGGCACCACCCACUGUGAAGAUGCUGGUUUAGAACCAAAUACUGGGGCAGUAUCUGAAUGGAAGGGAGACCAGGAAAACGGGAUUAACAAAAAUCUCCAUUUGAAGAAAAACUGGUAUGGAGAAGAUUUGGUAAAACUAUUGAGCAGCAUUUCUAAUGAACUAUCUCGUGCGAAGACAUUCUGGAAAGAUUUUAAAGAAGAGUCUGAUUUUGAUAGUCGACUGAAAGAUAUUAACAAGCAAGUGCAUAAUAAUAUUUUGGCUUUUAAACAUCUAGUUACUUUGCCACAAACUGUACAGCCUCCAGAAGACACGUCUUCAAACAUGGGUACUCAGUCUGAACAGAUCGCUGUCCCAGAAGAUACGUUAUCAGACAUGAUUACUCAGUCUGAACAGACUAUUGAGGACACAAGACGAUUGGAUAUUGGGGAAGCAUCUGACUCGAAGGGAGAGUCGGAGAACAAAAAUGUAAAGAAACAUCGGAAUAUCAACAUGGGCAACACGAAAAGUGAUGAACCAGCGUUCAUCAGACAGCUGAGCAACAUCAUAGAACAACUAUCUCGUGUGAAACAAUUGAGGAACGAUUUUAAAGAAGAAGCGUCUAAUUUUGAGAGUCGAUUGAACGAGAUUAACAAGCAAGUGCAAAAAAAUAUUUUGGCUUUUAAACAUCCUGGUAUUUUGCCACAAACUGUACAGACUGUUGAGGACACAAGGCGGUUGGAUAUCGGGGCAGCAUCUGACUGGAAGGGAGAGCCGGAAAUAAAAAAUCUUCAUUUGAAGAAACAUUGGAGUAUCAACAGGGCUAACAUGGAAAGUGAAUUGGUCAAACAAUUGAGCAGCAUCAACGAACUAUCUCGUAUGAAACAAAUGAGGAAAGAUUUUAAAGAAGCAGCAUCUGAUUUUGAGAGUCGACUGAAAGAGAUUAAUAAGCAAGUGCAAAUGAAUAUUUUGGCUUUUAAACAUCCGGGCACUUUGCCACAAACUGAACAGCCUCCAGAAGAUACGUCUUCAGACAUGGAUACUCAGUUUGAUCAGACUAUUGAGAACAUACGUUUAAUGGAAAUUGCUUUAGCUGGCGAUGCACAGAAAUUUCAGGGUUCACGAGCGACAAUCGCAGAACACAGAAUAUUAGUAUUUAUAAUUGUCUGCGUCCUCGUGGUUCUGCCAGUCAUCGGGAUAUUAAUAUGCCAGGUUUGUGGAUACAACCCCGUAGACAGCUCUCUCCAAAACAAGCAGUGGAACCAAGCAAGCAGAAACACCAAACAACAAAGGUCUAGCAAUAAACAGCCAGAAAGUAGAAACAUUAACCACCAACGGUCUAAGAUGGAACAGCCACCAAGUUCAAACAUUAACCACCAACGGUCUAACAUGGAACAGCCACCAAGUUCAAACAUUAACCACCAACGGUCUAACGUGGAACGGCCAGCAAGUCCAAACAUUAGGCAAGAAAGGUCUAACAGGGAACUGCCAGCAAGUGCAACAAUAAUUAAUCAGCAAAGGUCUAACACAGAACUACCAUCAAGUGCAAAUAUUAGCCAAGAAAGGUCUAACGUGGAACGGCCAUCAAGUACAAACAUUAGCCAGCAAAGGUCUAACAUGGAACUGCCAGCAAGUGCAUCCAUUAUCCAGCAAAGAUCUGCCAUGGAACUCCCAGCAAGUACAAACAUUAGCCAACAAAAAUCUGACAUGGAAAUACCAGCAAGCAGAAACAUUAGUCAGCAGAGCAAGAAAGAGGAGGAGGCAGAGGAGGAGGAAGACGAGAGUGGGACCCUCACCGAGGGGGAGCAGGAGGAAGAUGAGGAGUACGAGGAGAAGGAGGAAGAAGAAGAGGCGGAGGAAAAAGAGGAAGUACUAGCAAGUGCAAACAUUAAACAACAAAGGUCUAACAUGGAAAUGCCAGCAAGUACAAACAUUAGCCGGCAAGGGUCUAACAUGGAAAUGCCAGCAAGUGCAAACAUUAGCCGGCAAGGGUCUAACAUGGAAAUGCCAGCAAGUGCAAGCAUUAAGCAAGAAAGGUCUAACAUGUGGGUAUCAGCUAGUCUAAACAUUAAACAGCCAGGGUCUAACAUGGAAAUAGCAACCAGUGCAAACAUUAGCCAGCAAAGGUCUAACACGGAACUGCCAGCAAGCAGAAACAUUAGUCAGCAGAGCAAGAAAGAGGAGGAGGCAGAGUAUGAGGUAGAUAAUGAGGGGGAAGACAAUGAGGAAGACGACAGUGAUACUGCCACCGUGAAGGAGGAGGAUGAGGAGGAGGAAGAGGAGAAGGAGGAAGAGGAGGAGGAAUACGAGAGUGAUACCGCAGUUGUGGAGGAGAAGAAGGAACAGGAGAAGGAGGAAGAGAAGGAAGAAUACGAGAGUGAUACCGCCACCGUGAAGGAGGAGGAUGAAGAGGAGAAGGAGGAAGAGAAGGAGGAAUACGAGAGUGAUACCGCCACCGUGAAGGAGAAGGAGGAAGAGGAGAAGGAGGAAGAGAAGGAGGAAUACGAGAGUGAUACCGCAACCGUGGAGGAGAAGGAGGAGGAGGAGAAGGAAGAGGAGGAGGAGGAGCAGGAGGAGGAGGAGGUAGAGGCUAAGCUAAUGUGUUGUGGAAAACGGUAGACUGCUUACCAGAAAUAGGUAGAGUCCAUGAGUGUGAUUGGUGGAAUCCACGAGUCGGGACCUUGAUUUUAUCAAGACUCGCGGAGUCUCCGAAUAUGGAAGCAGUGAUAAAGCGUUCGCCUGGAGUCUCCCACGUGAGACAAGUCGAAGGCCAGCUAAAAAUGGUCAGGCACAACACCCACUACACAGAGGGUUUGUCACAUCAGGUUGCUGGAGGAGGGGGGUGGGGGUGGGGGCUGGUGGUGGGGCCAUGCCUCUGGAACAUUUCGAGACUAUGUAGAGUUGAAUUGUAACAGCAACAAUAGGUGACAUCCUGUUUUCUAGUGGAUGGGGUGGGGUGGCUUUGGUGCACAUCUUAACGAUUUGAUUUAAUUAUCUCAGCUUCAACAACUAAAUAUCCUUCAGGAAUUGUUGUUAAUAAUAUGUCAAUGAAGUAAACCUUUAUAUUGUUGUUAAACUAGUGACAAUAUGGAUUUUCAAGAUGGCCGCCAUUUACAAAUGUGGCUGCGAAGUGCCAUUUUAUUUUACACUUAUAUAUAUAUAUAUUUCCAAUGGGGUGGUGUAGUGUGGCUUAGGUGCAAACCUCAACACUUUUAUUUGAUUUUGUUUUCAGCUCCUACAACCAAUAUCCCUUAAGAAUUGUUGUUAAUCCUGGAUUUGUUUUUAAAGAUGGCCACCAUUUAUCAAUAUGGCUGCCAAAUGUCAUUUUAUUAUAUUUAACUGUCACAUUUACAUGUUGUCUACGGCUUGUAUAUUUAUGCAAUGUAUAAACAGGAUUUCAUUUUAAGAUAUGGUUUUUAUAAGUUUACAGAAACAAUAGGUGACAGGCUAUUUUCUAAUAGGUGUGUGUGUGUGUGUGUGUGUGUGUGUGUGUGUGUGUGUGUGUGUGUGUUUACAUGCAAAUGUCAACCCCUUAAUUUGAUUUUCUAAGGCUCCGACAACCAAUAUCCUCCAAUAAUUGUUUUUAACAACAGGCUAUUUUCUAAUAGGGGUUGGGGUGGUUAAGAUCCUCCAGCGAUCCUACCUUUCCUAAAAAAAUUCAACUUUUUGAUCUUUGUCCUAUUUUUCCUACAUUUUUUUUUCAAAAUACCAAAUUUUCCCUACAUUUUUGUUUCAAAACGCCGCGAAUUGCUGUUAAAGUGUGCAACAGUUAUGGGAUUUUUUUUUGAUCAAGAUCUAGCACCCAAUUUGUAGUACCAGAAAUCUCAACUUAUUAAAAUUACACCCUUAAAGCUAACAUUUUUGUUCUCCAAUGAUUAACAUGGUUAUAAUGUACAAUGUGUAGUUAUCACUUCAGAAUCUAUAACAGAUUAUGGAAAACUUAAACUAAUCAUGCUAAUCUAAUUUACUGUGCAGCAGCAUUACUAUGCAUAUAAAUAUGUACAUAUAUAUUCAUUAAUACAGUGUACACUAAUUUGAAGUAACUGUAUAAUGUGACCGUUACAUACGAUUUAUAUUAUUUUGGAUAUAACAGAAAAAUACAGGUACAAUCUGAGCACCACAUAAAAAAUGUGAAAGUGUUUUCUCAAUAAUACCACUUUUUGGAUUUAACACAUUCGUUUUCCCAGUUUGCGCAUGAAUAAUGCCGCUACGUACUGUUUCGGUCCUACUGUUUUCUUGUUUUCCUACUUUUGUCCUACUUUUUCUAUAUUUUCAUUCCUACUUUUUCAUAAGGGUGUGCUGGACAGCCUGAACAUGCGCGUAUGAAGUAAGCUAGUUCAUUAAGGAUGUGGAUUAUUUUUUCAAGAUGGCUGCCAUUUAUCAAUAAUGGCUGCCAAAUGUCAUUUUAAAAAACAUCUGAUUAUAUUGAUAAUAACUGUCUCAUUUAGAAUACGGUUUGGUUAAUAUUUAUGUAAUGUGUAAACUGGACAAGAUUUUUUUUUUUUAAGUUUGUAUAUUAUGUGCGUGCGUGCAUGCGUGUGUUUGAGCACACGUGUGUGUUUGAGCAAACGUAUGUGUAUGUAUGCACGCACGUUCGUGUGUUUGUGCGUAUUAAGCUAUUACCUAAAUGUUGAUGAAAUAAUUAAAUUUCUGUUUUCAGUGAA